Messenger RNA from Andrographis paniculata, 2090 nucleotides. Its product is annotated as EH domain-containing protein 1. The transcript is spliced from 16 exons. The record is from RefSeq and is a predicted model, not a curated record. Gene Ontology annotation, biological process: endosomal transport; endocytosis. Gene Ontology annotation, molecular function: calcium ion binding; GTP binding; protein binding. Bases 194 to 1825 code for a protein of 543 amino acids. Gene Ontology annotation, cellular component: cytoplasm; intracellular membrane-bounded organelle; plasma membrane. NCBI's taxonomy places the organism in Eukaryota, Viridiplantae, Streptophyta, Magnoliopsida, Lamiales, Acanthaceae.
GCGUAGACCGGCCAAACUAAAACGACGUCGUUUUUGACCCCAACUCCAAGCGGGCUUUUCGCUCCUGUUCAUUGUCCCAUCGGAGCACCGAAGAAACGUCUUCCCGAUUUAGCUCAAAGUGACUCACAAUUCCAUCUGAGCUUCAAUAUUUUGUGAAAAACGGGCUUGAAUCAGAGCCCUGACGACGCCGGGAAUGGAGAUAGAUUCGUCCCCGAUUAGUCGGUGCUCCAAGGAGCACCAGAAGAUCUAUCAAGACUGGUUUGCUUACGCUGAUUCCGAUGGAGACGGUCGUCUUACAGGCAGCGAUGCUACCAAGUUUUUUUCCAUGUCUAAUUUGUCUCGCCAGGAUCUCAAGCAGGUGUGGGCAAUUGCUGAUUCCAAAAGGCAAGGUUUUCUUGGAUUUAAAGAAUUUAUUGCAGCAAUGCAGUUAGUUUCUUUGGCACAAGCUGGCAAUGAUCUCUACGGUGAUAUUUUAAGCUAUGAAGUUGAUUUUGAAAACUUACAACCUCCAACUAUGGAAGGUCUGGAUGCGCUCCUUGCGAGGAAAAGGCUUUCGAGUGAUUCUGAACUGAAUGGCAGACCUGAAUUGCAAACCUCUCCUUCAGCCAGUUGGUUUUCUUCUUCAAAAUCUGUAAAGAAGGUGCCUUUAAACUCUGUCACUUCUAUUAUUGAUGGAUUAAAGAAGUUGUAUAUACAAAAGCUGAAGCCCCUAGAAGUAACAUACCGGUUUAACGAUUUUGUUUCUCCCUUACUAGCCAAUAGUGAUUUCGAUGCCAAACCAAUGGUGAUGCUAUUGGGUCAGUACUCCACUGGCAAGACAACUUUCAUCAAACAUUUGCUCAGAACAAGUUAUCCCGGUGCUCAUAUUGGGCCAGAGCCUACUACAGAUAGAUUUGUCGUCGUGAUGAAUGGAGCUGAUGAGAGAAGUAUUCCAGGGAACACUGUUGCCGUUCAAGCAAACAUGCCUUUCAGUGGCUUGACAACUUUUGGAACUGCAUUUUUAUCGAAGUUUGAAUGUUCACAAAUGCCGCAUCCUCUGCUCGAGCACAUCACAUUUGUGGACACACCUGGAGUUCUUUCAGGGGAAAAGCAACGCACACAGAGAAGCUACGACUUCACAGGUGUAACAUCUUGGUUUGCCGCAAAAUGUGACCUCAUCCUGCUUUUGUUCGAUCCUCACAAGCUGGAUAUAAGCGAUGAAUUCAAAAGAGUUAUUGGAUCUUUAAGGGGCCAUGAUGAUAAGAUACGCGUGGUUUUGAACAAGGCUGAUCAAGUCGAUACACAACAACUUAUGCGGGUGUAUGGGGCAUUGAUGUGGUCCCUUGGGAAGGUCCUAAAUACUCCUGAAGUUAUGCGCGUAUAUAUCGGUUCAUUCAAUGACAAGCCUAUAAAUACUGCUGCUGCUGGCCCCAUGGGUACCGAGCUUUUCGAGAAAGAACAGAACGAUCUUCUUAGCGAUUUGAAAGACAUACCAAAGAAGGCUUGUGAUCGUCGUAUUAACGAAUUUGUAAAACGUGCUCGCGCUGCCAAAAUACAUGCAUACAUCAUCAGUCAUCUGAAAGGAGAAAUGCCGACGAUGAUGGGCAAAGCUAAGGCGCAACAAAGGCUCAUCGACACCCUUGCUGAGCAAUUCGUCAAGGUCCAGAGAGAACAUCACCUGCCGGCGGGAGACUUUCCAAACGUGGAGCAGUUCAGGGAGGUUCUCAGCGGGUACAGCAUAGAUAGGUUUGAGAAGCUGAAACCCAAAAUGAUACAAGCAGUCGACGACAUGCUCGGCUACGACAUCCCCGAGCUAUUGAAGAACUUUCGCAAUCCCUACGAUUAGCAUUACACCGCCUGUGGAGGAUAAUUCAUAUUUAUUAGUCUCCUGUGUUCGUUCGUCUUCUUCGGUCAAAAAGAGCACAAUCUGCGGCUUUCAAAUCCAAUGCUGUUCUUAUUCUUGUUGUAAUUGGAGUAGACAAUCAGAUACAUGCCGAUUAUGUGAGUGCUAAUAUGUACAUCGUUGUAAUCUGCCAAGUCAUUUUGUACCUUGUCGUGCAACUGUGAUGAACUAUAAAAAGAUGAACAACAAGAAAAACGAGGCUUGUCUA